This is a messenger RNA of Bacidia gigantensis, 6264 nucleotides long. RefSeq lists its product as uncharacterized. Gene Ontology annotation, molecular function: ATP hydrolysis activity; protein binding. The record is from RefSeq and is a predicted model, not a curated record. Bases 1 to 6264 code for a protein of 2087 amino acids. The transcript is spliced from 5 exons. NCBI's taxonomy places the organism in Eukaryota, Fungi, Ascomycota, Lecanoromycetes, Lecanorales, Ramalinaceae.
AUGGCGACCACUCAGCGACCGACGAGUGCGGUGGACCCGAGUCUCGUGUCCCACAAAAAUGCGCCCUCUACCGUCACUGUUCGAAGCAGAACUGGCGACUCAGAUACAGAUGAGACUGGGAGCGCCCACGAGACAAGCUACUCGGAAGAUCAACAGAUCCUCAUAGUCAAGCAGACAAUGCUCACUGUACAGCGCAAGACCAUGGUCGAUCUCGAAAUCCAGCAUUCUUAUUUUGAGAAUACCACAAUUGAAGAAUUUUUGGAGUUCAUCACCCACGAGCGCCUUACUCGGCUGCCGCAUCGUGGAAGUCUGUGGGAUCGGAUCCUGAGAAGCGCCGAGUAUUUUGGUCUUCAGAUUUCUGCAUAUGGCAAUGCUGUCGGCGCUUUUGUGCCGGAGAGCCACUUUGCUAUGGGACCUCAGCAAGGCCCUGCUCUUGAGCCAGCAUUUGGCGUGUUCCACAAGCUCGGCCUCACAUUGUCGAUCACAUUGCGCAGCCAACCCUUGUACCACGUUAAUGAGCAUAUUCGAAUGGAGCUUGGAUCUGUAUUUUCAGGACUACUCUCGCUCGUGGCCCACGUCGCCACGUACUAUCGCAAGCAACUCAGUGGUAUGCUCCCUUCCUAUAUGCUUUGUGUCAUGCUAAAGACGCAAAAAUCAGGCAUGUCUACUACUAUGGUGCAAUUUGACUUCAACAGCCUUUUCGGCAAAUCCAUCACCAACAUCCUUCGCACCAAGGAUCAUAUUGCGGACACAAUGUGGAGCUACAGCCUUCGCAAGGCUAAGAUCUCUACUGACAUCGAGAUCAAGACAAUCCGCAAGUGGCUUCUUGCCACUGAUACCACCCUCCAGACACUUCUCUCGGAUCGCAGCGCCUCCAAGACAGUCCGUACUGAGUUCACCUGCGAGUGGAUUCAACGACCCCUCCUCGACUUUUUCAGGACUGAUGAUCAGACUUUUGCUAUCACUGGCGACGUCGGUACUGGCAAGAGCGUGCUUGCAGGAUGGGUUCAAGAACGACUGCAACGUCCACUUUCAAGGAAGUCGCACGAAACACUUUCCUUCACAUUCGAGGCCGAUAUUCCUAGCCAGUGCAAGUCACUGUCCCUCAUCAAGAGCCUUGCUGCACAAUUGCUCGAUCGUAACGUUGGAAAUGUGGAGAUAUACAAGAAGCUUGCGGCAACAUAUGAGCUCUCCACAAAGCCAGGGCAAGAUAAGAAAGUGGAGGCUGCCCUAUGGGAAGCAGUCGAAGCCAGUAUCAAGAGCAUCGCCUCCAAAGAAAACAACCUAGUCAUCCUCGUUGACGGGCUUGAUCACAUCAAGGGCGGUACUGCCGUUGCCAAAGAGACAUUUCAAAAAAUACAUCAUGUGGCAAUGAGACUGGCCUACGUCAGAUCCAUCAUUUUCUGCCGACCUGAGUGUGCAGUGCCGUCUAAGUACGUCGAGCAACUCAAAAUCACGCCAGACCACGUACACGACGAUAUUCGCCGUGUCGUGAACGCUUCGCUCGAGCAUCAUAAACUUCUUCAGAAAUUGAGUGGUCAGACUCGGGAUAAUCUCCUCGACGGACUUACACAUGGCUGCAAAGGUUCUUUCUUGCGCAUCGUGUUGACACUGAGGACCAUCGUGUCCAAGGACAAUGAAAAGGCCUUCUUGCAAGCCAUCGAGAAGCCGCCAAAGUCACUAGAAGAUGCGGCGAAGAGACUCAUCGCUGAGGUAAAUUUCCAUGAGGAGGAUACCAAGCGUAUCGUCCUUUGGACUCUUACAGCUGAGCGACCUUUCACAAUCAACGAGAUUACCGAUCUCCUACGCAUCGACGUCCGACGAAAGACUUUGCUUAGCAGAGAAACCGAGAUUGCUGGUACUAUAAAGAAGUUGUCCCAGAGCAUUCUUAUUACGACGAACGGGACCCUACGUUUCCGCCACUCCUACAUCCGACAUGAGCUCUUGGACAUGUCUCAACAUGAUAGGACGCUCCUUCCUUCACGACACGUACAAACCGAGCUGUCCUUGCGGCUACUUGCUUACAUCAGCAUCUGCCUCGACGCAAGUUGCGAACCCUCCUUCGAUGUUCUUGACGGGUCUACGAUCACCGAUCUAUUCGGCUCUCAUCGUCUGUUGGAGUACUCAGUCAGAUACUGGAGCGCUCAUUUCAAGUUAUCCACUAUGCACGGGGACAAGGGACUUGAGUUUGGAGACGAUUUCAAGCAUGUCUUCCCGACAACAUCAUACUUGGCAAGGCUCGAGUGGGCCUGUUGGGGUACCAUGACAUCCACUGUCAAAGUCGUGCAGUGGCAUGAUCUCACAUUGCGCAUUCGCCAAAAGGUCUUCGGAGAGAAACACGAAUGCGUUCUGCAAUCCGCAAUCAUCGUUGGCAGUAUCUACAGAAGCCUCGAGCGUCACGAGCUGUCGUGCAACUUCUUUUACAGGGCUUCGCAAAUCGCUAAGUCGAUUCUGACUAUCUCUAGUGCUGUGACUUUGACAUGCGUGUCGACCUUCUUGGUUUGCGCAGAAUUCAUUACCAUCACUACUCGCACUCAAUUUGUGACGUACAAAGAAGAGAUGCUGAAGGUCAUCAUCGACAUCUAUAAACAUCAACACGGCAAGACCAGCGACAUUGUGAUCCGACACUACAAGAUCCUUGCAAAGCUCUAUGUAGACCUCCACGAACAUUCUUCGGCAACAGUCUGCUAUCAUGAGCUUUAUGAGAUAAUCUGCAUUCGAUAUGGCAAGCACUCUGACGAGGCACGGGGCAUAUCGGAUGAGCUCAUGAUCGUCUUGCGUAAAGACGAUAAAUGUAAAGACAUCCUCAAAUACACUGGCUCCAUCUUCGAAACCAGCGAGGAGACGAUGGAGGUCUGGGACAUUCGACGCAUCACCAUCACCAUACAGAUCGCCAUCGCUUAUGAGCGAGAGGGUAAGAUCUCCCUUGCUGAAGAGACCUAUAUCGAAUUGUGGCAGCGAAUCACAGAGGCCUGCCGUACGAAACGAGUGACCGAGAUGCUCAUUGCCAAAUUUGACAUUGCAUUCGCCUAUGUUGAGUUCCUCAGACGAUGCCAGCGCGUCGAAGAAGCAUCGAGCAUCCUCAUCUGCAUUUGGGAAGAGCAUCAACAUGAGGCGCAUAUCUCUGAGACCUUCAUCAUCCACAUCAAGACUCUCGGGAAGCUUAUGAAGUCCUUCGGGCUCCUGCAAUUUGCCAUCUCCGUCUUCUCAUCGGUCUGGAGUUUCUUUAAGAAGCAUAACAAGUGCUCCCACGAAGAGGCUCUGUCUGUCACUGUUUUGAUCUCGGAAACAGUCGAAGAGGUGAUCACGACGAAGACCACGACAGUCACUACGACUACGACUACGACGCGGACUGAGACUACAACAACAGUAUCAGAGACCAUUCUCAUUGAAAUUUUCGAAUCAUUCCUUGCUACAAUCCAUACGCUCAAGGCAUACACGCAGAUAAUCAAGACUUGCAAUGCGCUUGUCACCAUUUAUGCACAGCUUGAGCAAUGGUCUAAGGCGGUCACCAUUCUGACGAAGACACUUGAGAUCGUGUGGAAGCAAAUUAUCCACAUCGAAGGAGAGAUUUCUCUUCCAGGUACAUGCCGUGGGGAAGCUGUCCUGAUCGCCCUUCGCUAUGCCCGCUGCUAUCAUUACCAGCACAACUUCGAUGUUGCAGAGAGAAUCUAUAUUGCCAUAUACAAAGCUUGCUUGACUGGCUUCCAAAUUGAGGACGAGCACGUCCAGAAGACAUUCUACGCGCUGAUCGAGUUUUACGAAUCAUACCACCGUCAUGACAAGGCAAUCAAGCUCUACGAAGAACUCCUGGUUCGCUAUCGCAAGCACUUAGGCGCGAGCCAUACCCUGACUAUCAGCCUCUUGUACAAGCUGGGGUCGCUCUGCCUAUCUUAUGGCCGUAAAGAAGGCUAUAGCUACUACGUCGAGAUCGUGACCGUCUUGAAUAAGGACUCGCAUCGCUGUCAUCAUGACGCAUUCGAAGCUGCGAUUAUUCUGUCGAGAUGGUACUACGAAGAGAAAAAGUGGGAGAAAUGUCACCAGAUUUGCAAGAUCGUCUGGGAGACAUACCACCACGAAUGGAAGACAAUCACGCUUGAGCAGACGCUACUGAUCACGCUCUUCAACAGGUAUCUCGAUGUGUGCCGGUAUCAUGUCAAGGUCGAGUACUCCAUCCUCCGUAAAUUGGUCCUCGAAUACCGCGAAGUCUGCACUCAAAUAUUCGGCGUCACUGCCUCAAUCACGAUCGAGGCCCUGAUUCAAGUCGCAACGAUCCUUGAACUCCGUGCAGAGUAUUAUGAAGAGGCAUUGACGAUAUAUGAAGAGAUCAUCAAGACAUUGACAACCCAGAAGACAACAGUCACGACCACUACGACUGUCACUACGGUCACCACGACAUCUGUGACAACGAUCCGAGAACGCCUCACGAAGCUUUAUGUGACAGUGAUCAAGUCUUCUUCCAAGUGCUCGCACACGAGGCUUCAGCGUGCAAUCACAUUAUGUGGAGAGCGCUACGCCGAGCUGAAGAUUCAGCUUGGAUGCUGGCACAUCAGCACCCUCGAAAUUUUGCUCGAGUUGGUUUUGCUUCACAAACGCAUCCAUACUACUGAGUCGCAUGACAUUGUCGUCUUGCUGCUUCGUACCAGCUUCCUUGAAAUCAUCACCCAGGUAACGACGACAACGCUGUUGUUCAGCGCUGCCGUAAAGCUGGCUUCGAUCUAUCUUGCUUGCGAGCUGCCAACGCAUGGCAUGGACCUCGUCCAUCAUUUGCGCCGCAUCAUCAUUGUGCAAGAUGUUUCCUUCGAGUCUCACUUUGGCUUCAAAUGUACUCAUGCCAUCACCAAGCGGUCCUACAUUUACCUGGUCGCUUUUGAGGAGACCAUUCGAGGAGCAAAGACGAUCAGCUACACAGAGCUCAUGGCCGACAUUCUGAUCGAGACAGUGCUGUACGAAAAGUUCACCUCUUCUAUCAAGGUCAAAGCUGAGAUUGAGACUAUCAUUGUCGCUGGUGCGCGACUUCGGUAUUUCUUGUCUAUCCGCAAGCGUGAGCUCCAAGUCAAAACUCUCGACGACCAACUCUUGGCUAUCUUCCUCGGCAAGUAUGGAUCGUCCCUCACGGUCAAGGAUACCAGCAAGCGGACGCUUUACCUCAGGCUCGUUGUGAAGCUAGGCAAAAGCAAGCGCCAACUGUCCUUGACUCACAUAGCUUGCAUCCUCAGUGAUGUGAAAGUACUGAAGUGGCUGCAGAAGGGCAGGUUCGAAGACGCAUAUGAGCUGGCCAAUGCUUUGUUCCAAUUCCUUCAGAUCCACAACGCGUAUCAUGACGCUUCCCGCAUCGGCUACGGCUUCAAGCUGGCUCGCCAUACAGCAUUCCAAGGUCUCAGCAAAGUGCCGGAAAAGAAGCUGCACGAAGCUUUCCUCGAGACGUCUCGUUUAGUGAUUCGUGCAGUCUUCGCCGCGUGUAGAGAUCACAACAUUUCCAUCCUGUCCUUGACAAUUGAAGACAUUGACUCACUCGUCAGCCUACUCGGUAGCCAGAAGAACUACUCAGACCUAGAGUACCUUCUGACCCAACUCUGGAACUCCCGCGAAAUCCAGUCCAAAUCGUGGAAAUCCUCCACCACAGUUCUCACCCUCGGCCGCUCCCUCGUCCAAGCGCGCUUCCUCCUCCCCGAUUCCGACAAGAAAGCCUCCGCCAUCAACCUAGCCGAGGACAUCGCAUACAAUCUCCGCCGCGCCAAAGGCUCCCUCAACCCGCUCACCCUCGAAGCUUACACCCUCCUCUCCUCCCUCUACACCGCCCAAAACCGCCAUCGCGAAGCCAUGGGCAUCCACGAGGAAAUCCUCCGCCUGGCUCUCUACGGCGACGAAAGCGACGACGACGGCGAAUUCGACGGCACAGACGCCGGCGGCAAGAAACUGAAAGAGGUCGUCAAGGCACAGGUGAAGAUGCUCAAAGCAUGCUGGGAGCGUCUCGGCGGGUUCGAUAAGAAACAGAAUGUGUACGAAGAGCUGUAUAAUAAGUUGGAGAAGGAGUUCGGCGAGAUGGGUGAGAGCCCGAAACAUUGGAAGAAAGAUGGCGGCGUGGGCGCCGUGUUUGAGGUGCCCAAAGCUUGGGGCGUGCUGGGUAAGGAGCAGGCGCAGGGCAAGAAGGAUGGGAAGAGAGUUGUUGCGAGACGCAGCUUGACUUGGGGUGUCAUUCCCGCUGGGUAUGGGGGUGGGGGUGGGUUGGAUUCGAGGAGGAAGAGUGGGAAGGCUUUUUGA